Molecule: messenger RNA, 1002 nt
Organism: Punctularia strigosozonata HHB-11173 SS5
Lineage: Eukaryota; Fungi; Basidiomycota; Agaricomycetes; Corticiales; Punctulariaceae
Exons: 4
Source: RefSeq, a predicted model, not a curated record
GUUCCUGUUUCCGCCGACGGCUUUUCCUAUGUGUUUAUGACUCGGGAGCUCAUCGCGUCGCUGUACAGCUCUUUCAAUAUGUCGAUGCCCUCUCAAAUGCAAGAUGCCGUGUUCGACAGUUCAAUUUUGAGCGCGAACGAUAGCGUUCCCUCGGGCUUGAACGCUAGCGAUAUCCUCUACGGGAAGUUCUGGAAUAACGGAGACGGACACUCGCUGUGGAGUUUUCCUGUGACACGCAACUACGGUGACGACGGCAGAGGCUGGCAGUCAAUCGAGACGACGCUGAUUCGGUGCGUGUCGGACGCCAACGGCGCAUCCACACGUAUAGGUGCGUAUACUCGACACCGUCGUGACCGUUUGCUGAUGUUCGUGCAUGCAGGCUACGACGCGGCGGUGUGCCUGCGGCUCAUCGAGCCUUGGGUGGUGGAAGCAUAUAACAGCACUGUUAGCCCGCCCAGCUCGCUGCGCAUCGUGAGGAAGCAAAGCGCCGUCGAUACGUCACAGGCGAAGGAUGGUAUCGUCCGGGCACUGAACUCGACCAACAAGGGGCCUGCUUACGACGCCGCACAUGACAAUUCCGUGAACCAGUUUGACAAGGUAUGGUCCGCGUGCUACACCGAGCUCGAUCCCGACCGUGUCGCCUCCGUGCGCGCGCUAGCGGACUCGGUCAAUCUCCUGCCCUACCUCGCCGGAUCCGCGCCGCUGCGGGCCACUUCGUACAGGGACCAGCCAUACGCGAACGCGAGGGUCGACUGGCGGAUCAUGGGCCCGUUCCUCGGCACGCUUGUAUGUAUGGGCCUCCUGGCGCGUUUUCUUCCGCAUAGCACUCAGGGCGGAAUCAACAUCACACCCCGGAAGAAGAAGAAGGAGCGCAACUGUCACUUCCCGAGUUGGCGGAGGAUGAAGGCGCUGUGGGGAAAGGAUGCGGUGAGUCAGAGCGGGGUCGAGAAGUUGGGGAACGGAGAGGCGACCAGCGAAGUGGCGCGUCACGGUCCCAACUGA